AUGACAGCCACCAGAAGCGAACGCUGGUACCCACUGCACCAGCUACCAGAAGCCUCAAGCGACGUCUCGGACCCUGAGGAAUUUCGGGUGAAUGUCGGCCAAGAGGUCGCUUAUCCUCCACGGUGGCUCUCCGGGGCCCUGGGAAAGAAGAGGGGGCGCCUCCCCAGAGGCCCCCAUGGUGGGAGCAGCCGCCCGGGCGAGACUCUGAGAUGGCUUUUGUCUGGUGAUAACAAAAAGAGAAUAUUCUCGCUGGGGCCUCCAAAUGUUGUAUUUGACCGGAGCAUAGAAUGUUACCACAAGACAAAAGUAUGCCAGAUUGCAGGGUCAUUUAUUAUGCCGGCGACCACAGAGGACUCACGUCUCUCCAACCUGUGGUGCAAAAGGAGGGUGCCACGAUUUUUUUUAUACCCGAAAAACCACCUUGGGAGUGGGGGGCGUUGGGACCUGUUGCCUAGACAGACUGCGCUGCAGUUUCAGACCGGAGGGAUCCUGGCGGCUGCUCGCCUGCCCAACUCUCUCGACGCCCUUGUUUCCACAGGGAUGUCAGCCUCAGCGUCUACCUCCUCACAACUGCCCAUCAAGGGUAUCCUGAAAAACAAAAGCUCGUCGGGUUCCUCGGUGGCGUCUGCCGGUCAGCAGUCUGGAGGGAAUAUUCAAGAUGCAAAGAGGAAGAAAUCCCAGAGGUGGGACGAAUCAAGCAUCCUUGAGACAUACCGCGCAACCUACAAAGAUUACGGUUUAAUGAAGGAAGAUGAGCCUAGCACUUCCUGCAUGAGUGCGCAAGACCAUAAGGAAGAUUCAGGGUAUGAUGUUGAAGGAGAGGAAGCUGUGACCCUCGACGCGCUACUUAGAAAACUAGCCGCCACUGAUACUUCAGACCAGAGCUGUGAAGUGGAGGAGCCAGAGAGCACUGACGCAUACGUGAAAAAAAUUCUCCUCCACAAGCAGGAGAAACAACGGCAGUUUGAAGUGAAAAGAAAGCUUCACUGCACUGAAGAAUUGAACAUCAAAUUAGCUAGACAGUUAAUGUCGAAAGACUUGCAAAGCGAAGAUGAUGACGGUGAAGAAAGGCUGCAAGCCACUGCCGAAGAGAAAACUGCUGCAGAAAAAUCACAGGAAGCUCCUCUAAGCGACGAAUAGCAAGUCCAGUCAUGCGACGCAUGGAAGAUAUCUGCUUCACCCUUGCAAUUGUUUGUGAAAUACAAAACUUGUUAA
This is a messenger RNA of Cebus imitator (Panamanian white-faced capuchin), 1215 nucleotides long. It is a transcript of the gene PPP1R2C, whose product is annotated as PPP1R2C family member C. Gene Ontology annotation, biological process: regulation of signal transduction. The record is from RefSeq and is a predicted model, not a curated record. Gene Ontology annotation, molecular function: protein phosphatase inhibitor activity. The transcript is spliced from 3 exons. Lineage: Eukaryota; Metazoa; Chordata; Mammalia; Primates; Cebidae.